GAACAGACUCGAGUCACCGACCUCCCUGGACUGUGCGACAGCCGAUUAUCGGAUUGAUGUGUCUCGGUCUUUACAUGACCGUCAUUUCAGUUGCCCCGCAAAGGGAAGCAAAACAAGACACAAUAGAAAACCAGACUACCAAAAUAAAACAGGAAACGGAAACAUACACAACCAUAACAGCUACAUCGUCUUGUCAUCAGUCCUUGGUCCCGUAAGAGAAUACUGACUAAAGGCCGACAUUGUUUUGAUUUUUUUAGGCAGUGUGUUGCUUUGGAAAACGCACCCGUUUUUUGUAUAAAGAUGUUAUUUUAAUGACUUUGAUAAGUAAGCAAGUUACCCACCAAGUUGCAGCGGAAUCGGAUGUUAUAUUUGAGCAAUAUGGCGCCUAACGUGAGUAGAAACAGUAGGGUCGCUUUGGUGUGUUUGUGAGCGCCAUCAGAGCUUCUAUAUGUCCGGAUAAUCCUGUCUGAAUGGACUUUGUGCUGCUCAUCUUUUUCUGAAUGUUUACCUCUCACUCAUCUCCCGGGAGCUACGGAGCUGUUGAAGUGACGCUAGUAGCUUAGCAACGCAGCGUGGCAACGGUGUAAACAAAGCGCUAGAUGCAAAGAGUUUUUGUGUGUAGAAAAGGUUUCUGUGAUAGUGUGAAAAUGUCUAAAGUCCGGAUGCUGAGAGCGAUGGUGAAGCAGCGACUAACCGCGGCUGCUGAAGAGAUAUUUGGGCUGUUUGAAACAACGAUAGCAGAGUACGAGGAGGAACUCUGUCGUUCAAGAGAGGAGAACGAGAGACAACGGGAGCGAAUGGACGCCGUUUUCAACCCUCAGCUUCGGUUACACAGAGCAGACCUCCAGCAGGUGUCGGUGGUUAAAGACUCAGUUCCCCCUGAGCAGCAGGAGAGGAGCUCCAGUCUGGACCAGGAGGACCUAGAGCCCCCCCCACACAUUAAAGAGGAACAGGAGCAGCAGCAGGAGGGAGAGCAGCUUCAAGGGCUGGAGGAGGCUGAUAACAAGUUCCUGAUCACUCCUGUCCCCGUGAAGAGUGAAGAAGAUGAUGGAGAGGAAGCUCAGUCCUCACAGCUUCAUCAAAGACAAAGUGAACACAUGGAAACAGAAGCUGGUGGAGAGGACUGUGGAGGAGCAGAACCAGACAGGAACUCCCAUCCACAUCCACAUCCAGAACCAGAUACUGAGGUAGAGACUGGAGACUCUUCUGAGACUGAGACUGAUGACAGUGCUGAUUGGAAGGAGACCAGAGAACCUCAGUCAAGUCUAAACUCUCCAAAAAAUGAUGAUGUUCCUGUCAGGGAUUCCAGAUGUAGUGCUUGUGAGAAAACAUUUAGCUGCUCUGAGUGUGGGAAAAGAUUCGGCCUACAGACAAAUCUAAAAUGUCACAUGAGAAUCCACACAGGAGAAAAACCUUUCAGCUGUUCAGUCUGUCAGAAGUCCUUUUCACAGAGUGGAGAUUUAAAUAGACACAAGAGAAUCCACACAGGAGAGAAACCUUACAGCUGCUCAGUUUGUGCUUUAAGAUUUCUCAACAAGUCACAUCUGAAGGAUCACGCGAAAACUCAUACAGGAGAAAAACCCUUUAGUUGCUCACUUUGUAAGAAAUCCUUUGCACGGAGCGGAACUUUACACCGACACAUUAGAACCCACACGAAUAACAAACCUUUCGGCUGCAGCUGAAGGAGAGGACUGGGGAGGAGCCAGGCCCAGGUCCAGGGUUUCCACACACAGACGAUUCCAGGAUUUCUUUUUAACCCUUGUGUUUCCCUCAGGUCAAAUAUAUGUCAGAAAUAUGGGUUUCUUUCAACCAAAUUGUCCAAAAUAACAUGGAUGCAUGCAUGUAUGUUGUAUGGAAUCUAGACACAACAUUGUUUGCCCAUAAAAAAUGUGUAUCGCCUUUGGAUAUAGUUAUGUUAAAUUAAUGAAUUUUAAGUGUUUUAUUUAGCUAAGAUUGCAUUGUGUUGUUCUAUCCUAUCCGAUAUUUCCGAGCAGAUUUUCUAGCUGUAUUCUGAUAAAAUCUCCUGUUUGAUAAAAUUAAGUAUUUCAGCAAUCUUCUGUGGACUAAUUUUAACGUAAGGCAAAAAUGAACGCAAAUGAAUUUUCUGUAGUUAAAGGUGCUCUAAGCCAGUGUUUCUCAAA
This is a messenger RNA of Perca flavescens (yellow perch), 2141 nucleotides long. Its product is annotated as zinc finger protein 436-like. Gene Ontology annotation, biological process: regulation of transcription by RNA polymerase II. The record is from RefSeq and is a predicted model, not a curated record. The coding region runs from base 600 to 1682 and encodes 360 amino acids. Gene Ontology annotation, molecular function: RNA polymerase II cis-regulatory region sequence-specific DNA binding; DNA-binding transcription factor activity, RNA polymerase II-specific. NCBI's taxonomy places the organism in Eukaryota, Metazoa, Chordata, Actinopteri, Perciformes, Percidae. The transcript is spliced from 4 exons.